UAAAAAAUGUAAAUGUAAGUGUGUCAAUUUUAUAUGUCUAUAAAAAGAAUCUGUUUUUACUAUGUGCCCUUGUAUAAAAUAUGUAACGGUAGCUUAAAGCAAAACUUUCAUUUGAAAAUAUUUGAACGGUUAAGGGAGAAAGGCACAACUCAAGAUUGAAAUCAAUGGGGGUAAUUAGAUGGAUGGCAGUUAGUUGAUUUGAGACAUUAAAAUCUUAAUUAAAAGUUCAAAUGCACUAGUUUGCAGGGACAACGUAUGCAAAUUAACAAAAGAAAAACAGUACCCCCAAUAGAAAAAGAAAAAGAUCAGCACAAAACAAAACAAAAAGCAAUGAUUACACAUGGUAUGUUAUACUUAUCAACAUUAAUAGAAAAAUAGGAAAAUACACUCUUUAGACUUUAGUCCCCAAAAAUGAGAAAAAGAAGAAAAAACCCAAUAAAAAUAUAGGAAAAACAAAUAAAAUAUUUGUGGUCCCGUUCUACUCUGUUUGGCUUUUUAAAUAUAUUCCUAUCUUCAUUAUUCUCUCAUCGAACUCAGAACCUCUAUGAUCUCUCUCUGCCUCUAAGAUUUUUAGCCUCUGAAAAUUUCCCUAUUCCGGAAACCCUAAAAUAUGGAACCUACAAAUACACCGGUGAUAGCCAAGAAACUAAGAAACAUGGUACGUCUAGUUUUGUUCACGUUACAAAAGGGGGUCUCCAAGAAAAAGCUGACGAUGAUGAAACAUGGGAAGAUCUUAGGCAAGUCUUUCAAUGAUUUCAUGGUCCGUCAUCAGACUGAGCUCAGCUGCAAGUCGGACGACGUACAAGUAACAUCGUUUGUGUACCCGUUGGAGUACGAGUUCAGCUGUACCAGCAGCCCGCCGCGUAGGUCAUCCUACACUCCUCCAUGUCAAUCCGGCAAGGUGUACAAGGGGCGGUAUGUUAGGCAGCAUUCGCGGAGGGGAGUUUAUGUGCCAAUGAUGUGUGAGGAUGCAUUGGCGACAGUCCAUGGGGGGAAGAAAGCGAGUUAUCGCGGCAGUGAUGUGGUGGAGCCACUGCCAAUUGUGAGGCGGGCGCUGGUGAGGGUAACGGAGUGGGAGCCUUUGUUACCGUUGAGUAAUGAUGAGGAGGAGGCUUACCAUGUGGACAAGGCAGCCCAGGAAUUUAUUGACAAGUUUUAUAGGGAGUUAAUGUUGCAAAAGUGGAUGGCUGCAGGUCGAUACAGCUGAAGUAGGCUGACAAGUAAAGGAUAUGGAGAGUGACUUAUAUGUAAUCGGUACCCUGAUGAUCAAAGUUCUCGAGAGGAUUUUCAGUAUGUCCAACAUCACACGUUAGGUUUAAUUGUGCAAUUCAUCGUGUUGAUCCUUAACUGUUUUAUUAGAUUUGACGUAUUAUGUUGGGCAUACUGAAGAUAGAAUCUCAUCUUUAGUAGUUGGAGAGUGUAUUAAUUUAGUGAAGUAAUUAGAACUCAUGCUUUCCUUAUUGCAUGUACAGUUAAGACUUGGAGAACGGUUAGAACCCUUGCAUGUAUUAUGAAAUGCAGAAAAUCCUUCAGAG
Messenger RNA from Pyrus x bretschneideri (Chinese white pear), 1535 nucleotides. RefSeq lists its product as uncharacterized. The record is from RefSeq and is a predicted model, not a curated record. The transcript has a single exon. Lineage: Eukaryota; Viridiplantae; Streptophyta; Magnoliopsida; Rosales; Rosaceae. Bases 611 to 1207 code for a protein of 198 amino acids.